UUAAACCACAGAAGAAGAACCGUGUCCUUCACAACAGCCAACAUGGCGACCGCUACUAAAAUCAUCCAGAGGCUCCGAAAUUUGUUAUCAGGGCAUGACCUGCAAGGCAAACUGCAGCUGCGAUACGAGGAGAUAGCCAAGAGGACACAGCCUCCACCUAAACUGGCAGUUGGUCCCAGCCACAAGUUCGCUGACAACUAUUACUUCACCAGAGACGGACGCAGAGAGUCGACGCCGGCCACCGUCGUCAUGUCGACGCAGAAGGCCAUCGCUGCCGGCAGCCAAUCUGCCGACGUCCCAGCGAAGCUUCCUGUGACGCCAGGGCCUGUUUAUAAGGAGCCGCCACUGUCCACAGACCAACCGUACCUCUGAAGAUCUGGACCAGGACCGGGUCUAGGACCAGAACCAGAACCAGGACGAAGCCUCUCCUCAUUUCACUGCUGCAUUGCUCGCUGGUUGUAUCCUGUACAAUAGAACAUGUGAAUAAAAUGUGUUAUAUGUUAAUGUA
Sphaeramia orbicularis (orbiculate cardinalfish) is the source of this 508-nucleotide messenger RNA. It is a transcript of the gene ndufa7, whose product is annotated as NADH:ubiquinone oxidoreductase subunit A7. Gene Ontology annotation, cellular component: mitochondrial inner membrane; respiratory chain complex I. The coding region runs from base 43 to 372 and encodes 109 amino acids. The record is from RefSeq and is a predicted model, not a curated record. Gene Ontology annotation, biological process: mitochondrial electron transport, NADH to ubiquinone; ATP synthesis coupled electron transport. Lineage: Eukaryota; Metazoa; Chordata; Actinopteri; Kurtiformes; Apogonidae. The transcript is spliced from 4 exons.